Messenger RNA from Talaromyces proteolyticus, 1710 nucleotides. Its product is annotated as putative RNA binding protein MSSP-2. NCBI's taxonomy places the organism in Eukaryota, Fungi, Ascomycota, Eurotiomycetes, Eurotiales, Trichocomaceae. The coding region runs from base 1 to 1710 and encodes 569 amino acids. The record is from RefSeq and is a predicted model, not a curated record. The transcript is spliced from 7 exons. Gene Ontology annotation, cellular component: ribonucleoprotein complex; cytosol; nucleus. Gene Ontology annotation, molecular function: poly(A) binding; mRNA 3'-UTR binding; poly(U) RNA binding.
AUGAAUUCAGCGGUUCAAGCCCCCGAGAUUAAAAAGGAACACGCUUACGAUUCAGCCAAAUACGUUCCUCCAAAUGGCAAACUCAACGUCCCGCCCCGGCUUCGUCCAAAGGGGCCCGAGGAAAGCAAUGGAUCUUCCUCUCACAUUAAUACUGACUUUGCGACUCUUCCGAGAGAAGUCCUUUACAAUACCCCUGUGAUGGUGAAUGGAAUGAACCCAGUUAGCCAUUAUGGUCAGCGUCAAGUUACUCCCCCCGGACCAACUAUUCCAGGCAUGUCAUUGCAGCCAUCUGUUCCCCCAGGUGUGUACUAUCCGGGAUUCGUUGGCGGAGCACCCAUAACGCCAGUGAACUUCCCAUCCUUGCCAUGGGGAGUACAGGGAGCCGGCAUGAGCCCUGCCCCUACUGCUUCCUGGUCCGUUGACGACGGCAAGCAUUCUCUUGUUGAUUACGCUGGAAUAAAUGGCUGCCAUCCUUACACUCCAAUGAUGGACCGUACUGCCAUGACCCCUUAUUCAAUGCUAUCCCCUGUUAGUAUUCAGCAGCCUUGUCUCCAAUAUCAAAUGAUGAAGACACCCACUGGCUACAUCAUUCAGGAUAUGGAAGUGCUCACUCAGCAGGAGCCGCCAAUUCCUCGUGCCAUCCCCGCAAUGUGGACAAACCAAUCCGAUUUGACUUUGGCAAAGUGCCUAGAGAAUCGUGAGGGUAUUACUAACGUUUACAUCCGUGGUUUUCCUCCAGAGACUACGGAUGAAAUGCUUCAUGCUUACGCUUCACGCUUCGGAGAUAUUGAUCGAUGCAAAGCAAUUCUAGAUCUCGAGACCGGACUUUGCAAGGGAUUUGCAUUUGUUCAGUUCUACAACUUUGACUCAUGCGAAAAUUGUAUUCGUGGUUUUUACUAUCUCGGCUACCAAGCUUCCUUCGCACAGAAGAGCCGAAACUCUCGCCUCAAAGACUUGGAAGACCGGAACUCCACCAAUAUCUACUGCACUAACGUACCCAUUGACUGGUCUGAGGCUGAUCUACGCCGUCAUUUCGAACCAUAUCGUGUUGUUUCAGAGAAGAUCAGCCGCGACGAAAAGACUGGUGUUAGCAAAGAAGUUGGAUUUGCCCGUUUCGAGAACCGCGACAUUGCCGAACGGGUCAUUGAAGAAUUCCACAAUGUGGUCGCUGGCGAUGGACAUAAGCUGCUUCUUCGCUUCGCCGAUACCAAAGCUCAGAAAUUGUUGAAGCAGCAGUCUAAUGAGCGUCGUGCCUAUAGAGCAGGCGAGUAUAACUAUUCAGUUGAGGUCGUUCAAGGUUCAACUCCCUCACCAGCGACUUCACGCCUUGGAAAUGGACCCGCGUCACCCAUGUCAUUUCAGUCUCCAGCAUGGACACCCGCCACCACCAUCUCACCUUCCAUUCCCGUGAUGAAGAACGGUGGCGUUCGCCGUGGCAUCCAUGUUCUUGGUGCUCGUGCUUCGAGUAACACCGAAAAUACCCCAGUAGCGUCACGUGGUCGUGCAGCUUCCACCAGCGUCGCUGCUGUUCCUGAGAAUGGUUUGGUUGCUUCGCCUUCUAAGUCCGUGAAUCCUGGGGAUGAAUCUGCUACCGCUACACCUCGUACUCCGAUUAAGAAGAUUGUGGGCAACCGCAAAUCCAGUUCGGUUUCUCCGGUCACCUCUCGAAAGGACAUCGAAAAAGUGUCUCCGAAAUCUGCAGCGAACUAG